Messenger RNA from Jaculus jaculus (lesser Egyptian jerboa), 2727 nucleotides. RefSeq names its product solute carrier family 37 member 3 (gene Slc37a3). NCBI's taxonomy places the organism in Eukaryota, Metazoa, Chordata, Mammalia, Rodentia, Dipodidae. The transcript is spliced from 15 exons. Gene Ontology annotation, molecular function: transmembrane transporter activity. Gene Ontology annotation, biological process: transmembrane transport. The record is from RefSeq and is a predicted model, not a curated record. Gene Ontology annotation, cellular component: endoplasmic reticulum membrane. The coding region runs from base 177 to 1658 and encodes 493 amino acids.
GUGAGGUGGCGGCAGGCGGCGCAGCCUAGCGGAGCGGGCGAGCCGGGGGAGCGAGCUGGCGAUCGGAGCCGGGCGGCUGGAGCGCCGGACUGCUGCGGGCGUCGGACAGAAGAAGUGAUGUAGCCCAUUCACUGCCCAGACUUCCCGGUCAGGCUGAGGAGGAGGUCGGGAAGACCAUGGCGUGGCCACGUGCUUUUCAGAGAGGGGCUCUGCUCACCCGGUUCAGCCAUCACCAUGUCCUCGUGUUCUUGCUCACCUUUUUCAGUUACUCGUUGCUUCAUGCUUCCAGAAAAACAUUCAGCAAUGUCAAAGUCAGUAUCUCUAAGCAGUGGACCCCAAAUGCUCAUAACACAACAGCGGAACUCCCUGAAGAGAUUUGGAGCAGCAACCACUUGUUUCCCAAUACUGAGGAAGCCACUCUUUUCCUUGGAACCCUGGAUACUGUUUUCCUCUUUUCCUAUGCUGUGGGCCUCUUCGUCAGUGGCAUCAUUGGGGAUCGGCUGAAUUUACGAUGGGUUCUAUCUUUUGGCAUGUGCUCUUCUGCAUUAGUGGUGUUUGCCUUUGGCACGCUCACAGAAUGGCUACACUUCUACAACACCUGGCUCUACUGCAGCCUGUGGAUCGUCAACGGCCUCCUGCAGUCCACCGGCUGGCCCUGUGUGGUGGCCGUGAUGGGCAACUGGUUUGGGAAAGCUGGGCGAGGGGUUGUCUUUGGUCUCUGGAGUGCGUGUGCUUCAGUGGGCAAUAUUUUGGGCGCUUUCCUAGCUUCAUCUGUUCUGCAAUACGGUUACGAGUAUGCCUUUCUGGUGACCGCAUCGGUGCAGUUUGCUGGCGGGAUCGUCAUCUUCUUUGGGCUGCUAGUAUCACCAGAGGAAAUCGGUCUCCCAGGUAUUGAGGCGGAAGAAAACUUAGAAGAUUCACACCGGCCGCUCAUUAAUGGUGCUGAAAACGAAGAUGAAUAUGACCCUAACUAUUCAAUCCAGGAGAACAGUGCUGCUCCCCCAGUGAAGGCAAUCAGCUUCUGCCAGGCCUGCUGCCUUCCUGGCGUCAUACCGUACUCGCUCGCCUACGCCUGCCUGAAGCUGGUGAACUACUCCUUCUUCUUCUGGUUGCCCUUUUACCUGAGUAACAAUUUCGGCUGGAAGGAGGCUGAAGCCGACCAGCUGUCUAUUUGGUACGAUGUCGGAGGAAUCAUAGGUGGGACUCUACAAGGCUUCAUCUCUGAUGUACUACAGAGGAGGGCGCCCGUGCUGGCCCUCAGCCUGCUCCUGGCAAUCGGGUCCCUUGUCGGGUACAGUCGCUCUCCAAACAACAAGUCCAUCAAUGCGCUUCUGAUGACCGUUACAGGGUUUUUCAUUGGUGGACCCUCUAAUAUGAUUAGUUCGGCAAUUUCGGCAGACCUGGGUCGGCAAGAGCUGAUCCAGGGGAGCAGUGAGGCGCUGGCAACCGUCACAGGAAUUGUGGAUGGAACUGGGAGCAUUGGUGCUGCUGUGGGCCAGUAUUUGGUGUCUUUGAUCCAAGACAACUUAGGAUGGAUGUGGGUUUUCUACUUUUUCAUUCUCAUGACAAGUUGUACAAUUCUGUUUAUCUCACCGUUAAUAGUGAGGGAAAUAGUCUCUCUCAUGCACAGCAGACGAGCUCACAUAUUGAGUGAAUAAAUCCUCAGGAAAGAAUAGGGGAUCCUUGAGGACAGCUGGUUUUUCAGUUCCCCGUUUAGGGGUCGUCUCAGAGCACCCACGUAACCUCGGCUUCUCAGGCCCCGUCCACACUGCCAGCCGCCCGAGACACUGGCCAGUAGGAAGUGAGUGCUGGUUUUCUACACUACAGGAACUAUAGAUUUUUAUGAUCAUUUCAUGAAUGUACUGAAAGGGGAAUGAGCCUGUUGAGGUUUACCCCUUUAGCCUUCAAUGUAAGUAUUGUCCUCGCAGCCUUGUUCUCCAGCCUUAAGGCUGCGUGGGCAGGAGACAGAAUCACGCAAGUGUGUGUGGCUAAGGAGUAGAAUUUGCUCUGGUCAUGAGUCUGCAGAGUGGAUCACUGCUAAGGCGUCAGAUCCUGAUUAAGAGCUCCAGCCCCAGGCCCGCCCUAGACAGAGCAUUCUCUCUGGGACAGGAAGACGGUGCUACAUGAGCCCGUAGGCUUGGUCACUCUGGCCUCAUCUCCGAAGCAGACGUGUCCUGAAAUGAUCAUCUUCUUGUUCUUCUCCAACGUCACUCACCGUUGACUCUGACUCCUGGAGGCAGUCUGUCUGUCGUGGACCAUGAGGAACACAGUUCAUCUUGACCAUUCCAGUGUGGACCUUUCAGCCCCAGCGUCAUGGAACAUUAAGGUGCUCUUGGAAGCUACCCUGUGUGGUUCUGUUCUUGGAGGAUUGAGGUCUGUUACAACUGGGUUCCUGGAGUUACCUCAGUAGAAAACUUGAAUUAGAGAAAAGGGGAAAAGACAUUUUGUCCCAGGUGUGUGGUGUGUGACAUUGAAUCAUGUUAAUGGAUUACUAGGGCCCAAGGCAUAUCAUCUUUAGAAGAUUGUAGAAUAUGUCUUCAAGGCUGUGAAUUCUAUAUUAAUCAACAUAUUAAGGCCCUUCUGUAUAUGUAUUUGAAAAUAUGCAAACAGAGCUGGAGAGAUGGCUUAGCAGUUAAGGUGCUUGCCUGCGAAGCCUAAGGACCCGGGUUCAAUUCCUCAGGACCCACGUAAGCCAGAUGCACAAGGGGGUACAUGUGUCUGAAGUUU